AUGUCCUCCAAGCCAGUCAUCCUCGUCACCGGCGGCAACCAGGGCCUCGGCCACGAAGCCCUCAAAGUGCUCGCCCAGCAACAGGCAUACCACCUAGUUGUCGCCGCCCGUUCCGCCGAGAAAGCAGCGGAGGCCAUCCAGCUUAUUGCGGCUGCAAGCGGGUCCGACGCUGCUGCAGACUUUACGCCAGUGGUCAUUGAUCUGACUAGUGACGAGAAAAUCCAGGCCGCAGCGGCCAUCGUCAAGGCGAAAUUCGGCCGUCUUGAUGUGCUGGUCAACAACGCCGGGAUCGCCCGAUCGCCAAAAGGAGACAAUGCCACCCUCCGCGAAGACCUGCGCGAUGUGUUUGAAACCAAUGUCUUUGGCGUUGCGGUGAUGAACGAGACAUUCCUGCCGCUGCUGCGCGCUUCUACAUUCCCACAACGUCGCAUCGUCACCGUCACCAGUGGCCUGGGCAUGUUUGGCGUUGCCCUAACGGAGACAUCGCCUUACAAUGCCUGGAACUAUAGAUUCCCUGUCUACCGGAGCAGCAAGUCUGCUGUCAACAUGUUCUCCGCUGUCGAUAUGAUCGCCCUGCGUGACGAAAACAUUCCAACGGUCCUGGUGGAACCGGGGUACUGCCGCACGGCGUUUGGGAAUUUCCACGGCCACAAGGAUGCCGAUGCCGGUGGGAGGGUGAUUGCUCGUGCGGCCGUAGAGGGCAAUAACAAGGAUCUAUUCUUGAAAGUUAUAGAUGACGAAGGGAAGCAUAAGCAGUUUGGCUGGUAG
Molecule: messenger RNA, 768 nt
Organism: Aspergillus puulaauensis
Lineage: Eukaryota; Fungi; Ascomycota; Eurotiomycetes; Eurotiales; Aspergillaceae
Exons: 1
Coding region: 1-768 (255 amino acids)
Source: RefSeq, a predicted model, not a curated record